Molecule: messenger RNA, 4022 nt
Organism: Bicyclus anynana (squinting bush brown)
Lineage: Eukaryota; Metazoa; Arthropoda; Insecta; Lepidoptera; Nymphalidae
Product: zinc finger protein 182
Exons: 5
Coding region: 2194-3840 (548 amino acids)
Biological process (GO): regulation of transcription by RNA polymerase II
Cellular component (GO): nucleus
Molecular function (GO): DNA-binding transcription factor activity, RNA polymerase II-specific; RNA polymerase II cis-regulatory region sequence-specific DNA binding
Source: RefSeq, a predicted model, not a curated record
GUUCCCAACUUAGGGGUUUUCCCCCCAGAUUUAGGGGGCAAAUAAGUAAAAUGGGAUUUUUUAAGGGGUCUGAAAUUUUUAGGCAACUGGCGGCAAUUUUCAUCGAAUAAAAAAAAAUUUUAAAUUUAUUCAUUGUCAACAUGUAUGAUUUCAAAAAAUCUGAAUCUUCAGAUAAAGACGUAAUAUUUUGUCUGUAUUAAAUAGACUUUUGAAACAUAUUACAGCAUAUUAUUUCUAAAUUAUUAUGAAUUCAUAUUUUUUAUGGGGACAACUCAAUAAUUAAGGCGAUUUUAGGGGUUUUUGUCACAAACUUUAGGGAUAAAUAUUUUGGAGAGUUGGUAACACUGUGAUUUGAAACGAAAAAAGCUUCUCGCUGGAGGAAGUGGUUGACGCACGUGUUAGUGAGUCUUCGGUGAUUUUUUUGGUUUUUUUUUGUGUAUAUUUUCACAGUUUAAAUAGUUAUUAUUGUGUUAUUAUUAACCCUACUGGUGCUGGUAAUAUAAUAUUGUUAAAUCAUGGAGAUAGAUCCAGAUCAAAACCCCUCUGACCCGACAAUCGGAUCACGAAAACGUCCUGGAGAGGAUGGAGUUUCUUCUUCCUCCUCCAAAACAUCCAACGACACUCAAUCCUCUCCAUCCAUCCUAAUCCCUGAAAGAAUAUACUCCUAUCAUUCUUCAGUCCCAGUAGAAAUCUAUAAAUUUCCCACCAUCCAGUGCCAAAAUUGUUGUCGUUUUGGCCACAUCAAGUUGUCUUGUCGGUCCAAGCCUAGGUGCUACAGGUGUGCUCAGCCCCACUCAGGAGAUACUUGCCCAGUACCUCCGAAAUCCUCCUAUCGGCAAACAAUAUUCCGUUCCCCGCGUCCUGGAGCCCCCUUAGCGAAAGGGUAUGAUAAAAGAGCCCACCAAGAUAUGGUUGGAUGCUCUUCAUCCCUCCCAAAUGGUUGCGCUUUGAAUGGUGAUCAAGUUGAUACCCCUCCCUCCCAGGGCAGAAUUCUAGAAUUUCUGGCCGAGUUCCUUUACUGCCCAACGUUGCCCAAUGGACCCAACAACCCUACUUCAAUGGAACUGUAGAAACUUACAUUACAAAAAACACGAAUAAAUAUCUCUCUUAAAUCUGCAUAACCCUGGCAUUGUUGCCGUCUCGGAAACAUGGCUGAUUCCAGGUUCUCGUAUUCGGGUUCCAGGUUUUCCCUGCUUGCGGGACGACAGGGAUGACAGUUGUGCUGGUAGUGCCAUCCUUAUGAAUCACUCCCUCCCUUAUUCCCAAAUCCCUCUCCCUCCCCACAGCCAUCAGUUUAACUGUAGCUGUUCGUUGUUCCCUCACCCUUCUUUUUCUGUUUUUCCUGAAAUUCAAUCUAUCCUAUCUUAUCUUCCCAGUCUGGUCAUAGUCAUGGGUGACUUCAACACUCACCACACUAUGUGGGGGUGUCAUGCCACUGAUGGGUUUGCUCCUCUGCUGAUAGAUAUACUGGACAAUGUUAACCUUUUGCAUCCUCAACGAUGGUUCUCCUACACAUCGAGUAUACCCUGGUCAGUAUCCAAAAUCAGCUGUGGACCUUACCCUUUGCUCCUCGAACCUGGCUUCCCAAAUGAAUUGGAGAGUGCUGCCGUCCACCCAUGGCAGUGACCAUUUUCCUAUCAUCGUCUCAUUAAAUAACAGAUCCCUUCCCAUGCCCAACUAUGAUCCCUAUUGUAGAUUUUUAUGUAAAUAUGUAGAAUGUAAUAAGAUCAAAUUGUAAUAUAUGUUUAUAGUGUGUAAAUUAUUUUAAAUAUUUUGUUAAUGUAAAUAUAUGUUAUUUGUGUCGGUUUAGGUUAGGAACUAACAAAAAUAUUAUUUAAUAGUAACUAUUUAGUAGAUCCUCAAAAUUGAACUUGUCAGCCUUCACCGAACAAUCUCCAUCGUGCCUUCUCCAUUUACUCAACACUGGCGAGAUAAACAGUGCCCAGUUGGCACAAAUGAAAGCCAUAAAGAAGAAUUGAAUUGAAUUGAAGCUAACAAUUUACUCCACAACUAUUUAGUCACUGGCGCCAGUUUCAGGCUCCUUAAAUUGUAAAUUGAUUGGGAGAUACUUCCGGACGUCACUUCUGGAAUGAGAUAGUCACGCACUAAAGCUACUAAGGAUACAACCAGUCGUUAACUUACUAAAUUGAGUGCCUAGAGUGAGGACACAGCAGAUUGUUUGUGGUUAUCUCUAUGGUUGACACAAAACAAACACAGACAAUGCGGUGCUGCGUGCCUUUGUGCACAAAUACUUCAGACAAUGCGUCAACAUCUGAGAGACCGGGAAUUACCUUCCGUAGGUUACCCAAUGAAGUAAACCUCCGUGAUACUUGGCUCAAAGCCCUCGGCAUACAGGAGCAUCACCUGCCCGACCCUGCUGUGGUCUGCUCACAACAUUUUUCAGAUGACAACUUUUCUUACUCAGAGAGUUGUGUGAGUCAGAUUCACUCCAAUUGUAAUGCUUCAACAGUGCAGGAUAUACCUGAAGUGGAAGCAGUUGUGAUCAAGAAGGAAGACUGUUCGGUUUAUGAAGAUAACUGUGGGUCUAAUGAGAAAUACUCUAAAGUUAGCAUAAAGAUAGAGUUGGAGGGACGGGACGAGACUUUGAAAGAAGAGAUUUUCCAUAGAAAAGCAGCAAAAUCCUCCACUGCAGUUGCAGAUCACAUGACCAAAACAGAGAGUUGCAUGAAGAGUGAAAGCGUUACCUUUGGAUGCACGCUUUGCCUCCUGGACUUUGUGGAAGAGACCGCAUACAAUGAACAUAUGGUCAUGCAUUUCCAGGACGCUGGCAGUGACUCUGCAUCACAAGUGUGCGAGCCUCGUGCAGCUGUGAGCCGCAGCGGUGACUCACUCGUGCUGCAGAACAAGUCAGUAUACAACGACGCUGCAUGUGAUGCAUCACAAGUGUGCGAGCCUCGUGCAGCUGUGAGCCGCAGCGGUGACUCACUCGUGCUGCAGAACAAGUCAGUAUACAACGACGCUGCAUGUGAUGCAUCACAAGUGUGCGAGCCUCGUGCAGCUGUGAGCCGCAGCGGUGACUCACUCGUGCUGCAGAACAAGUCAGUAUACAACGACGCUGCAUGUGAUGCAUCACAAGUGUGCGAGCCUCGUGCAGCUGUGAGCCGCAGCGGUGACUCACUCGUGCUGCAGAACAAGUCAGUAUACAACGACGCUGCAUGUGAUGCAUCACAAGUGUGCGAGCCUCGUGCAGCUGUGAGCCGCAGCGGUGACUCACUCGUGCUGCAGAACAAGUCAGUAUACAACGACGCUGCAUGUGAUGCAUCACAAGUGUGCGAGCCUCGUGCAGCUGUGAGCCGCAGCGGUGACUCACUCGUGCUGCAGAACAAGUCAGUAUACAACGACGCUGCAUGUGAUGCAUCACAAGUGUGCGAGCCUCGUGCAGCUGUGAGCCGCAGCGGUGACUCACUCGUGCUGCAGAACAAGUCAGUAUACAACGACGCUGCAUGUGAUGCAUCACAAGUGUGCGAGCCUCGUGCAGCUGUGAGCCGCAGCGGUGACUCACUCGUGCUGCAGAACAAGUCAGUAUACAACGACGCUGCAUGUGAUGCAUCACAAGUGUGCGAGCCUCGUGCAGCUGUGAGCCGCAGCGGUGACUCACUCGUGCUGCAGAACAAGUCAGUAUACAACGACGCUGCAUGUGAUGCAUCACAAGUGUGCGAGCCUCGUGCAGCUGUGAGCCGCAGCGGUGACUCACUCGUGCUGCAGAACAAGUCAGUAUACAAGGACACUAGUGUCAUGACACAACACUGCUUGUGCACUACGUCCCAGCUCAGACUCACAUUCUGCUGCUGUUCCACAGGACAGGGAGUCAGAGGCUGAGCGAUGAGCCUCCCCCGGCUGCAGGCUGCGCUCCGGCUGUAGCCGCUUCACUCUUCGCAAGAUUUGCACCGAACUACGAGAACAAAGUGCAGGCAACUGAAGCAGCUGCGAUCCAGAGAGAAGGACAAAUCCUUGAAACUAACAUUGGCGAACUAGGCAACCCAUCAUCUCAGAGCGGCAUU